AUGCAAAGUAUAAAUAAAAGAAAUAAAAAAGAUAAAGGACAUUCAGGUGAUUCUGGAUCAUCCUCUCCAAAGUUGUUGAGUGAAUUGAUGAGUAAAUCAAUGCAGCAGCAACAACAGCAACAACAACAACAUACAUCUGGAUCAUCUUCGCCAUCAUCCUCCUCUUUUCUAUCGGCUCCGAAAUCCAAUGAGACAAACAACGAUGAAGCUCCACAUUCACCAUCACUGGAACGUUUCUCUGCCAUUUCAAAACCAAGAGAAUCUUUAUUAACUACACCACAGAAUGCAAAUAUUCAAUGGGGAACAUUUAAUUAUAUUGCUAUUUGCUAUGUAAUGGUUGGAUUCUCAAUGAUGGCAGAACACUAUGUCAAGUAUGGCACUCCGAUGGACUUUGAUUUGUUCUACUGGCUAGUCGACAAGUGGUACAUAGGAUUCUUUGUUUGGAUUGGAUUGGUUCUCUUUAGUUAUGUCACCUACAUUUCCACUCGUCUCUUUGUCAACAACAAGAUUCCAGCUUGGCUCUCGGUAGUGAUCUACUUUGCAUGGCAAAUAACAGCAUUCUAUGUGACAUGUGAUAUUCUAUUCCAAUAUAACCUAUCACCAAUUCUUAGUGGUGGUACUGGAUUACAACUAUGUGUUUACACUAUGAAGAAUCACUCCUAUUGGUAUACUAACUUCUCGCUAAAGAGAGGAUCGGUCAAAGCUAGCAAAAACAACUCUCCAAUCACCAGACGUGAUCUUAUUCCCAAUGUUUCACUAAAGCAUUUCUCAUUCUUUUUGGUUGCUCCAACUUUGGUAUACGAACCAUACUUCCCAAGAACUCCAUCCAUUCGUUGGACCUAUGUUCUAAAGGAAACUCUUGCUUUUAUCGGUACUUUCACUGUAUUCUAUUUAAUGUUAUGUUACUGUAAUCCAUUAUAUAAAGAUGUUGAUCGUCAACCAUUUAUGUUAUUGGUUGUUAGACUUUCACUACCAGCUAUGAGUCUUUGGAUAUUCUAUGGUGUAUUCCAUUGUUUAUUAAAUAUAUUUGCUGAGAUUACAAGAUUUGCUGAUAGAGAAUUCUAUCAAGAUUGGUGGAAUGCAACUACAUUUGAUAUGUGGUGGAGAAGAUGGAAUCGUCCAGUUCACAAAUGGAUGCUACGUCAUGUAUAUACCGACUCUAUGCACACCGUAAAGAUGAACAAAUUCGGUGCAUUCAUCUCUACUUUCUUACUAUCUGCUCUUUUACAUGAAAUUGUUAUGGUUUUAUCUUUUAAAUUCGUCAGACCGAUUCUAUCUACAACAAUGAUUCUUCAAAUUGGUCUUGUAUAUUUUACACAACUUCCAAUAUUACAGAAAACAAGAUUUGGAAAUGUAGUCAUGUGGAUUACCGUAUUUAUUGGUCAACCAUUCGUUCAACUUUUAUAUAGUAUGCAAUACCAAAUGAUUUGGAAUGCUCAAAUUUCAGAUUCGAAAGUAUUCAAAUAA
Heterostelium album PN500 is the source of this 1467-nucleotide messenger RNA. Its product is annotated as membrane bound O-acyl transferase family protein. Lineage: Eukaryota; Evosea; Eumycetozoa; Acytosteliales; Acytosteliaceae. Gene Ontology annotation, cellular component: endoplasmic reticulum membrane. The record is from RefSeq and is a predicted model, not a curated record. The transcript is spliced from 6 exons. Gene Ontology annotation, molecular function: diacylglycerol O-acyltransferase activity. The coding region runs from base 1 to 1467 and encodes 488 amino acids. Gene Ontology annotation, biological process: triglyceride biosynthetic process.